AUGGAUCCAACCAUGUGCAACGCAACAGCCUCCAGGCCCCGUAGUGAGCAGCCGCACGAUGGGAAACCUGGCCGUCUGCGUGCGGCGUGCACCAAUUGUCACGCUGCAAAGCUACGCUGUAGCGGUGAAAGGUCUGGCUGCACUCGCUGUCGGACGCUGAACCAGGAUUGUGUCUAUCUUGAGUCGCGAGUGGGAAAGACUCGAGGGAGAAGGAAGCAACAACUCAGUCCAGCUGCAGUCGAUCUCAACAACCGGCCCACGACCGCCACUUCGUCGCACGAGGAGGCGCCCAGACAGAUGGGCGAGUCUUCUGCAGUGCCAGGACUCUCUCCAGCCAGCAGCAGCGGCGAUGCAGACUUCCUCAACAAUGAUAUCUGGGAUGUGUCGCAGUCCAUCUCCGACUCGGUGAUGCUGGACGGGAUCACUGAUCCGUCUGGAGUCGAAUUUUUCCAACAAUUUUCGCAAAAGGAGGUCAUUGAGAAUCCCCUGGGAGGAAGUUGGGGCAAUAUACAAGAGGAAAGGACAGAUUCUGCACCUCAGCUAUUGGAUUCAGCAAUUGAGAUUCCCGAUGAAGAUACAACACCCACAAUGCGACCGUCGCCUUGGACUGCUGCCUCUGACGAGACGAGCAAGACGAGCAGACACAGUCUCAAGAACUUCCCGCCACGCUUCACACAGCAAAGAGGCCUGGCUACGCGAAUGGGCCCGUGUCCAGAGGCACUUGAGCAUGACCACAAGGGGGUCGUUGUUGUCGCCGCAGAGAUCCUCGAGAGCCUGGAAGGGAAGAUCUGUGCAGGCCUCUCUGCGAUAGACGAAGUAUUACGCAUCAACAAAGAGGCCACGCAGAAGAUAAACCAUUUACUUAAGCGUAGCGACUACACUCGGAGCAUGGGAAGCCUGAUGGUUGUGGUCGCUGCAGCCCAUUAUGUUGUAUGUCUUUUCGAAACAGCAUGUGACAACCUCUUCUCGUCUCCAUGCCCUGGAAGGUGGUCUCUACCGCCUACUACUGACUCAUCACACUCUCACAACCGGUUCAGAGGACAUCGAGGGUCAGUCGGCAGCGGUAUGAGUACCCCAAUCUCUCUCAACCCGCCUGGUAUCGGCUUCGGGACUUUUCUGCUAGACCCUCAGGAUCAGGCUGCCAUGGUGGCUCGUAUCAUCUACACCGAACUGCACCGAACACUGAGAAUGGUACAAUCACUCUCAGCACCAAUGCAGGCCGGCUGCUUUGCGCCAGACCUCGCGCCUGUCGCUGUCGAUGGUUGGUUACAAGACCUGAAGCAACGAUUGAGGACCCUUAUCUCGAGUAUGGAAAGCAGUGAGCGGAACUGGGAUGGAUAA
Penicillium chermesinum is the source of this 1341-nucleotide messenger RNA. Its product is annotated as Zn(II)2Cys6 transcription factor domain-containing protein. Gene Ontology annotation, cellular component: nucleus. Gene Ontology annotation, molecular function: zinc ion binding; sequence-specific DNA binding; DNA-binding transcription factor activity, RNA polymerase II-specific. Gene Ontology annotation, biological process: positive regulation of transcription by RNA polymerase II. Lineage: Eukaryota; Fungi; Ascomycota; Eurotiomycetes; Eurotiales; Aspergillaceae. The record is from RefSeq and is a predicted model, not a curated record. The transcript has 2 exons. The coding region runs from base 1 to 1341 and encodes 446 amino acids.